UGGCACCAACAAUCAUCCAUGCGAUUCUCUAAUCAGCCAAUCGUGUGGCAGCAGUGCUGUGCAUAGAAUCAUGCAGAUAUGGGCCAGGAGCUUCAGUUAAUGUUCACAUCAACCAACAGAAUGGGAAAAAAAAUGUGUUCUCAGUGAUUUGGACCGUGGCAUGAUUGUUGGUGCUGGUUUGAGUAUUUCUGUAACUGCUGAUCUCCUGGGAUUUUCACAAACAACAGUCUCUAGAGGUUACUCCGAAUGGUACCAAAAACAAAAAAACAUCCAGUUCUGUGGACAAAAGUGCCUUGUUGAUGAGAGAGGUCAACAGAGAAUGGCCAGACUGGUUUGAAUUGACAAAGUCUACGGUAACUCAGAUAACCGCUCUGUACAAUUGUGGUGAGAAGAUUAUCAUCUCAGAAUGCUAUUCUGAGAUGCAGGUUGACGCUGUUUUGGAGGCAUGAGGGGGACAUACACAAUAUUAGGCAGCUGGUUUUAAUGUUGUGGCUGAUCGGUGUGUGUAUAUAUGUACAGUUGAAGUCAGAAGUUUACACACACCUUAGCCAAAUACGUUUAAACUCAGUUUUUCACAAUUCCUGACAUUUAAUCAUAGAAAACAUUCCUUGUCUUAGGUCAGUUAGGAUCACUACUUUAUUUAAAAAAUGUGAAAUGUCAGAAUAAUAGUAGAGAGAAUGAUAUAUUUGAGCUUUUAUAUCUUUCAUCACUUUCCCAGUGGGUCAGAAGUUUACAUGCACUUUGUUAGUAGUUAGUAGCAUUGCCUUUAAAUUAUUUAACUUGGGUCAAAUGUUUUGGGUAGCCUUCCACAAGCUUCUCACAAUAAGUUGCUGGAAUUUUGGCCCAUUCCUCCAGACAGAACUGGUGUAACUGAGUCACAUUUGUAGGCCUCCUUGCUCGCACACUUUUUCAGUUCUGCCCACAAAUUUUCUAUCGUACUGAGGUCAGGGUUUUGUAAUGGCCACUCCAAUACCUUGACUUUGUUGUCCUUAAGCUAUUUUGCCACAACUUUGGAGGUAUGCUUGAGGUCAUUGUCCAUUUCGAAGACCCAUUUUUGACCGAGCUUUAACUUCCUGGCUGAUGUCUUGAGAUGUUGCUUCAAUAUAUCCACAUAGUUUUCCUUCCUCAUGAUGCCAUCUAUUUUGUGAAGUGCACCAGUCCAUCCUGCAGCAAAGCACCCCCACAACAUGAUGCUGUCACCCCCAUGCUUCACGGUUGGGAUGCUGUUCUUCGGCUUGCAAGCCUCACCUUUUUUCCUCCAAACAUAACAAUGGACAAUAUGGCCAAACAGUUAAUUUUUUGUUUCAUCAGACCAGAGGCCAUUUCUCCAGAAAGUAAGAUCUUUGUCCCCAUGUGCACUUGCAAACUAUAGUCUGGCUUUUUUAUGGUGGUUUUGGAGCAGUGGCUUCUUCCUUGCUGAGCAGACUUUCAGGUUAUGUCGAUAUAGGAUUUGUUUUACUGUGGAUAUAGAUACUUGUCAACCUGUUUCCUCCAGCAUCUUCACAAGGUCCUUUGUUGUUGUUCUUGGUUUGAUAUGCACUUUUUUCACCAAACUACGUUCAUCUCUAGGAGACAGAAUGCGUCUCCUUCCUGAGUGGUAUGAUGGCCGCGUGGUCCCAUGGUGUUUAUACUUGCAUACUAUUGUUUGUACAGAUCAACAUAGUACCUUCAGGCAUUUGGAAAUUGCUCUCAAGGAUGAACCAGACUUGUGGAGGUCCACAAUUUUUUUUUUCUGAGGUCUUGGCUAAUUUCGAUUGAUUUUCCCAUGAUGUCAAGCAAAGAGGCACUGAGUUUGAAGGCAGGCCUUAAAAUACAUCCGCAGGUACACCUCCAAUUCAGUACACCUCCUAUCAGAAGCUAAUUGGUUAAUUGUCUAAAGGCUUGACAUCAUUUUCUGCUUAAAGGCACAGUUAACUUAGUGUAUAUAAACUUCUGACCCACUGGAAUUGUGAUAUAGACAAUUAAAAGUGAAACAAUCUGUCUGUAUACAACUGUUGGAAAAAAUACUCAUGUCAUGCACAAAGAAGAUGUCCUAAAUGACUUGCCAAAACUAUAGUUUGCUAAUAUGAAAUCUGUGGUUAAAAAAUUUGUUUUAAUGACUUCAACCUAAGUGUACGUAAACUUCUGACUUCAACUGGAUAUUCAAUGUUUUUACUAUACGUUCUUAAUAUAGACAGCACAGACAUGUACUAGACUUGAACACUAGAGUCACAGAUGCAUUUAGGACCAAGGAGGUUUAGCUUAUGUGUGGCUGCAUAUAUAAACAGAAAAUAACAUUUGUUAUUUUUUAUGUGCAUUUCCUCAAGCUGCAUGAACAUGUGAGGAUGCUCUUUAAGUGGUACUUAAGAGAGUCGCUGUCCAUUUUUCAGGUUGAAAAAUCUGAAAUGUGACAGUGUUGUGUCACUCGUCAUUGUAACUUCAUUACAUUUUUGCAUAACUUUAUAAAUACCUAUAAUUUACCCCGCUGGGAAAUGUUGACAUUUAUUUUCUUAAAUACUCAAUCAAAUUAACUACAUAAUUAAAUGUAGUUUUGUGAUAAUUUUGUGCAGAAUUAACAAUCUAUGUUUUCACAAAUUAUGUGGGUCGAGGUAGUCUUGCAUCCGUGGUCAGUGAAGACACAUGUUAAUGGACUAGGUAAGCCACUGAGUCCCAAUAAAUGAUCCUGUCAUCCAAAAAGCACGUAUUGUAUCUAACGAGGUUCACCGUGUUGUCAGCGGAAUGCAAAGUAGAGAGCUGGAAGCUGUGCUUCAGGAACAUUCACCAAUCAAGCAAAUGUCUGCUCUUUGCUCUCCAAAGAGAUAACAGCCAAUGUUGCACAUUGUGGUGCAGGCAAGAGUGCUCUUGAGAGUCUGAGAGGAAGAUGAGAAGGUUGUACAAGAGGAGGAAGGUGAAAAAACGUUUUGACAAGCAAAAAUAGACAAUUAAAUUUUUACCCCUAAAUGACCUUAAAUAUAAAAUCUCCAUUCCCUCUGGAUUUGAUUUGUAAAAGAAUCUUGCUGCCACCCUGUACCAAAAUAAAUGUGUGUCAUGUACACAAAUCCGUGUAGGUAAUUUAUUGAUUUAUAACUUAUUAUUUAUUUAGUCAACGAUUUAGCUAUUUUAUUCAUUUAUUUUAACUCUAUAAAUAUAUGUCAUAUAUUAGAUAGCCUAAUUAAAAAUAUAUAGGCUAAUUGACAUGAUAAGUAUACCUAUAUAAUUACAUUCUAUGAUGAUAAAAAGAAACAAUGAAUACUAGUGCAUAAAGUGUAAUAACCUCUUCAGCAUUAAAAACAGAUACCUCUUCACCUUCAACAUUGUCAACAAAGGAAGGACAGAGUUCACCAAAAAUCAUUGCAUCCACAACAGAAAUAUAUUCAACUAGUGUAGAGAAAAAAACUAUCCUGCAGACCCCAACCAUUCUUUCCAUUUCAACCGCAGAAAUACAAUCUGCACCAUCAACAGCAAGUAAUUCUCCAGUAAACUCUCUAUCUUCCUCAUUGUCUCCCACAGAACGUUUAAGUAUGAAAGAAAUUACUACAUCCACAACAGAAAUAUCUUCAGCCACAGCAGAAGAAACAACAAGCCUGCAAACUUCAACCACAAAAAUGCAAUCUACACUUUCAACAUCUGGUACGUCUCCAUCUUCACCAUCGUCUUUCACAGAAGGACAGAGCACAACAGAAUUCACUCCAUCUACAACACAAAUAUCUUCAACUAUUGUAAAAGAAACAAAAAGUCAGCAGACUCCAACCAUUCUUUCAAUUUCAACCACAGAAAUACAAUCUACACCAUCAACAGCAAGUAACUCUCCAUCUUCAUCAUCAUCUCCCACAGAAGGAUUCAGUACGAAAGAAAUUAAUACAUCCACAAAAGAAAUAUCUUCAGCUACAGCAGAAGAAACAACAAGCCUGCAAACUUCAACCACAAAAAAGCAAUCUACACUUUCAACAUCUGUUACAUCUCCUUCUUCACCAUCAUCUUUCACAGAAGGACAGAGUACAACAGAAUUCAAUCCAUCUACAACACAAAUAUCUUCAACUAGUAUAAAAGAAACAAGUCAGCAGACUCCAAACAUUCCUUCCAUUUCAACAACAGACAUACAAUCUACACCAUCAACAGCAAGUAACUCUCCAUCGUCAUCAUCAUCAAUAACAGAAUUGCAGAGUACACCAGAAUUCACUGCGUCCACAACAGAAAUAUUUUUAACUAGUGUAGAAGAAACAACAAACCAGCACACUCCAACCAUUCUUUCAAUUUCAACCACAGAAAUACAAUCUGCACCAUCAACAGCAACUAACUCUCCAACUACUUCAUCGUCUCCCACAGAAGGUUUAAGUACGAAAGAAAUUACUACAUCCACAACAGAAAUAUCAUCAGCUACAGCAGAAGAAACAACAAGCCUGCAAACUUCAACCACAAAAAUGCAAUCUACACUUUCAACAUCUGUAACCUCUAUAUCUUCACCAUCAUCUUUCACAGAAAGACAGAGUACAACAGAAUUCAAUCCAUCUACAACACAAAUAUCUUCAACUAGUAUAAAAGAAACAACAAGCCUGCAAACUUCAACCACAAAAGUGCAAUCUACACUUUCAACAUCUGGUACGUCUCCAUCUUCAUCAUCGUCUUUCACAGAAGGACAGAGAACAACAGAAUUCACUCCAUCUACAACACAAAUAUCUUCAACUAUUGUAAAAGAAACAACAAGUCAGCAGACUCCAACCAUUCCUUCCAUUUCAACCACAGAAAUACAAUCUACACCAUCAACAUAUAAAAGAAACAACAAGCCUGCAAACAUCAACCACAAAAGUGCAAUCUACACUUUCAACAUCUGGUACAUCUCCAUCUUCAUCAUCGUCUUUCACAGAAGGACAGAGUACAACAGAAUUCACUCCAUCUACAACACAAAUAUCUUCAACUAUUGUAAAAGAAACAAAAGGUUUAAGUACGAAAGAAAUUACUAUAUCCACAACAGAAAUAUCUUCAGCUACAGCAGAAGAAACAACAAGCCUGCAAACUUCAACCACAAAAAUGCAAUCUACACUUUCAACAUCUGUAACCUCUAUUUCUUCACCAUCAUCUUUCACAGAAAGCCAGAAAGGACUAAGUACGAAAAAAUUUAUUACAUCCACAACAGAAAUAUCUUCAGCCACAGCAGAAGAAACAACAAGCCUGCAAACUUCAACCACAAAAGUGCAAUCUACACUUUCAACAUCUGGUACAUCUCCAUCUUCAUCAUCGUCUUUCACAGAAGGACAGAGUACAACAGAAUUCACUCCAUCUACAAAACAAAUAUCUUCAACUAUUGUAAAAGAAACAAGUCAGCAGACUCCAACCAUUCCUUCCAUUUCAACCACAGAAAUACAAUCUACACCAUCAACAGCAAGUAA
Myxocyprinus asiaticus (Chinese sucker) is the source of this 5366-nucleotide messenger RNA. RefSeq lists its product as uncharacterized. The transcript has 4 exons. The coding region runs from base 3501 to 5366 and encodes 621 amino acids. The record is from RefSeq and is a predicted model, not a curated record. Lineage: Eukaryota; Metazoa; Chordata; Actinopteri; Cypriniformes; Catostomidae.